Cataglyphis hispanica is the source of this 4571-nucleotide messenger RNA. Its product is annotated as protein artichoke-like. The transcript has 2 exons. The record is from RefSeq and is a predicted model, not a curated record. Lineage: Eukaryota; Metazoa; Arthropoda; Insecta; Hymenoptera; Formicidae. The coding region runs from base 1017 to 2936 and encodes 639 amino acids. Gene Ontology annotation, molecular function: protein binding.
ACCCCCGUAAUCGUCCGUGUAAUCCGCGAAAUAAUCCUCAGAGAGAGAGAGAGAGAGACCCACCCGGUCCGAUGCAAUUUCGCGCGAAUAUGAAUAAGAAUCACGACUCACGCGUGACUCGAGGCUUUCUCCAUGCGGCGAAGUUAGGGCGCUGCCGGGCGGAGCAGGCAGGCCAGGUAGGGUUGGCGUCGAGAAGAACCAUGGUGGAGGCUUGUGGGGUGGCGGCAGGAACGGCGACGGCGGCGGCAACAGUGAUAUGGUAGUGGAAAUGGUGACGAUGGUGGUGGUGAGUGACCGACUGCGCAGACCCCAAAGUCUCGCAGCCGCGAGUACGUAGUCAAACUCCGGCUCAGUAAGGACUGUGGUCCCCGUUUGCAGUGUAGUUCGAAAUCUCCGGGAGCGACCGCGGUUCUUUCGUUUUCCUCUCUUUCUCCUUUCUCUCUCUCUCUCUCUCUCUCUCUCUCCCUUUCUUCUCUUCUUCUCUUUUUCUCUACAAGCUCCCUUCCGUCUUUCUCUCUGUCUUUUCUCUCCUCGCCUAUCAUCUAUUUUCUCUCCUCCCUACUCCUAUAAGCAUUCCCUUUACUCACAAAAACGUUUCCUUAACUUUUUUACCCGCGGUUUGUUCGUCACUCCGCACGCGAUCAUCACGCGCGGCGAGCGAUUCGGGAUCAGUGACCGAUCUACGAUUGAUGGAUACGAGCGAAAUAUAUUGGACAAUCCCCGGUAAUCCAAGGUGUCUUCAUGGCGAGUCACGUGGAUGGGCAAUCCGGUGAUUCGGGAGAAUCUCGUUAAUUCGACUCGGGGCGAGUGCGCGAGACGUGCGAUCCGUAUCAGAUAUCUGUCACUGGACAAGUCUAUCGGUGGACCGCGGAUUACGGGGAUCACGGGGUGAAUCUGACGAGUGCGUGGCAAAAAUUCGCUCGGGUGUAUCGGGUCGAUGUGCACGAGUCCGAGGAAACUCACUGACAGUUUGCGUCGCUCGGUGGUAGUUCCAGUCCGGAAGAAGCUCAUAUGGAAUGGCAUCACAUGGGCCGUCGCCGCCGUCGACGCUGCCGAUCGCGAUAGCGAUGGUCGCCGUGGUGACAGCUGUGGCUAGUGGCCUUUGCCCGGCACGAUGUCGGUGCGACGACGAGAGUCUACGCGCCUCUUGCGCUUACGCCGAUCUCGAGGUCGUGCCGAUCCAAUUGAAUCCGGAGAUCCGUCACCUGGAUCUUUCCAAGAAUCGCGUUACCAGCGUGCACCUCACCUUCGGUUUCUACGGCAAUCUCGAGAGCCUCGAUCUCAGCUCGAAUCUCAUCCACACAUUGGGCCAAGAGAAUUUCGCUCUGCAGCAAAACUUGCUCGCGCUAAACGUCAGCAAUAACGCGAUUCAUACAUUAGCGAAGAACGCUCUGCGAGGACUUACAUCUCUGAAGGAAUUGAAUCUGGCUAGCAACAACAUCUCGCACAUGGACGAGCAGACGUUCAAGUACACCAGCGAGCUGGAAGUGUUGAAUCUGAGCGAUAAUUCGAUUACGAGUCUGCCGGAAGAUCUACUGACGAAUCUGCACAAGAUACGGACAUUGAUCCUAAGCGAGAAUUCGCUGUUGGAAAUACCGGCGAAUAACCUGGCGCUAGCCCCAAGUCUAGAGCGAAUAGAUAUGUCAUAUAACUUGAUACUGGAACUCAAUCGAGACUCCUUGCCGUCAUUACCAUCGCUGGUCUCUUUAAAUCUAUCGAACAACGUUAUUAGAGGCAUCGCCGAUGUCGCUUUUGAUCGCCUGCCGGAUCUUUUGUAUCUGGAUUUAUCCGGGAACAAUCUAACGUCCGUGCCUACGGCUGCCUUAGCCAGACUAAGCGUUCUGACGAGUCUCGUUUUAAGCACGAAUCCUCUGGGAUUCUUAGAGGCCGUGGCCUUUCGCAAUCUCUUCGAAUUGAGGAGCUUGGAAUUGAACGACUGCAUGAUCGCGAAUGUAAAUGCUCGAGCAUUCGCCGAUAACGUGAACCUCGAGCGCAUCUCGAUGGAUGGCAAUCGAGAAUUGAGGGAGCUACCAGUACGUGUCUUAUACGGGGCUCGAUAUCUCAGAUGGGUCUCACUACGCCGAUGCAGCCUGGCGACUCUGCAACCAACGCAAUUUCCGGUCGACGGUCUGUCCCAUUUGCGUGUCGGCGGCAAUCCUCUCGUGUGCAACUGCUCGGUCCAUUGGCUGUGGAACGUGAUUCGCGCCGAGGAGCGACGCAAUGAGACGCGACUUGAACUGGAUACCCACGACAUUGUCUGCAGCGAUGAGGAAUUCGCCGGCAAGGAGCUGAUCGCGCUGUCCGAGGGUUCCCUACGGUGUCGCCUGAGCCCGCUGUAUCUAUCAUUGUCGGCUGCCGGUUGUCUGGCGGCUGCCGCGACCGUGCUCGCUCUGAUCGCGCAUCUUACCCGGGCGAAGAGGAAGAGACGCUCGUCGCUAGCUUACGCCGCGCCGAACCGUCCCGAGUUUCUUGUCUACGUUGGUAGGAGUGACAACGGGCUGGACAAGAACGCCGAGUCGUACAGCCGCCGUCUGUUAGCUAGGAACAAUGACGACAUGUCGUACGAUUCACCGCGGGGCAAGACGGCGGCGGCUACGACGGCGGAGUGCAGCCCGCAGUCGCAGGACACGAACAUCUACGAGACCCCGCGGUACGCCCGGCCCGGGCAUCGCGACCUCGUAGAUCCUUCGUACGGGAAGCGGCUGACGGAAGAAGGGGUGUACGCGGUGGCGGACGUGACCGAUCUGCGGGACGAGCCGCCGGAAGUGCUAUCGCUUUAUCGCGCGCAUAGUCCUUCCGCCCGAUCGAACGCUCUGCGUCGGUUGGACUAUGGUUACGAUUACGAGUACGAUUACGAUUACGAGCCGGCACAUCAGUCGCCGCCACCGCCACCGCCGCCACCGCUUUCCGAGAAACCGCACGUUGUCUUUGUGUGAGGGAGACGCUUGUGGGUCCAGCUAUAGUCGUAAUCAGCGAAUUCGAGGAUAGUCUAGUCGUUAAGGCGAAUCGGAUGCGCCACCAACUCCGUAUCGCGAGCUUUUAACGGUCCAAAACGUCUCGGGAUUAUUGCUUCGACGACAUUCGGUGUCUUGAUUACUCGAGCGUCGCGCUACGUAUGUGAUGAGAGGACUGCGGUGUAUAUUGCGGGGAUGGUGCAGAAAUACAAAAGAUUCACACUAGCGAAACUCCACGACCGAUCGUUCAAUUUACACAACGUGUGUACGAUGUUGUAGCACACACUACGCUCAUCGCAUACGUGGACCAAUCAACUGCAAGUUGUAUAUACACGGUCAAACGUUUGAGCAAUAGUAAUUCGUUAAGUUUGCUCGACGAGCACGAGGAGAGAUGAAGGGAACAGCGUCCACCAUUGUUCCAAACAGUUUGCACCGCGGUAAGAUCCGAGAGUUGCGUCAAUGUAGGUGGACAUUACUUUCCACUUGCCGUUUGAAAAUGAUCGAUAUUCCAUCGCCGUCGGAAAAGCGGAUUAUCCUGAAAUUCUGUUGCUCGAGCGCGAAUGUGCCGUGUUUCGCUUGUAAGAAACCGAAGCGAGUUACGGAGGGCUCGUGACGUGUCACGCUGAAAUUAUACCCCUAGGACAAACAAAAGCAACCGUGGACGAGUGAAAAUGAAAUGUCUUCCGAGAUAGUUGCGUCGCUGCUAGAGAAAGAGGGAGAGAGAGAGAGAGAGAGAGAAAGAAAGAGAGAAAGGGAGAACGAGAGAAAGAGAGAAAGAGCGAGAAAGAAAGAGCCAGGGAUGCAUUCUCACUCUGAGGGAACACAAUCUGACUCGGAAUGUGAAUCGUGCGGGAACGUAAGAGAGUACGUUAUAUUAUAUCUUGACCAUGGAGAGAAAGAGGCAAAGAGAGAACGAGAAUCCGUAUUUAUUUUAGAGAAUUGCGAAUUUUGAAAUCCGCUGGCUCAGUGCGAAUGCAAUGGCCCGAUUUUGGCUAGGCGAACGUUCAUUUCGCGUUGGAUUUGUUUGAAAACGUAGUGACAAAUCAAAUUAAAGCUGCGUCGCGUGUUAGUCGAUUAAAGGACCUUCUAGAGAUUACUACUAGCUAUCUAGAGAUUAAUUGUAAAAAGUCCGUUCCAGGCUGAGAAGCUUUCCCGGCUCGAGGUUUGCAACUAAACUCUUGUCGACUACAUCAACCGUGAUUUAAUAAACAUAUAGCGCUUUUAUUAAAUUCAUUUUUUAGAAUCCAAUUAUUCGAGUAUCUGGAUCUAAAUAAAUAUAUUUCUGCUUGGUUACUAAAUCAUUGUAGAUUUCUAUAAAAUAUUUAUUAUCUAAAUAAUAAAUAGACAACGGAUAUGUGAAUUAUUGAAUCUUUAUUUAGCCAUUAUAAAAGUUAUAAUGCCGGAAAUAUCUAUCCCAGACAGCAGACAAUACUUAUAAAAUAUGUACAAAAUAUUUAUAAUGAUUAUUUGAAUAUUUUAUAAAUAUUUUGAUAAAUAUUUUAUAAAUAUUUUUGGGAUUUUAGAUUUAACAGAUCAUAAAAAUUAUCAUAAAUAUUAUAAAAAUAUUUAUAAAAAUAUUGAAAAAUAAUUACAAAAUAUUAUCAUAAAUAUAUUUAU